AUGGUGGGCACAAACCUAUGCGUCGGUGUGAUAGGGAUGUACCAUUCCGGAAUAGGGGGUGGAGGUUUUGCACUCGUCCGUGAUCCACAAGGGAAUUAUGAGACGAUAGACUACCGGGAAUCCGCGCCAGCCGCGGCGUACGAGGACAUGUAUCAAGGGAACCUCGAGGGGGCCGUCUGGGGCGGCUUAUCGGUAGCUGUGCCAAGCGAGUUGAGGGGCCUCGAAUAUCUACACAGCAAGUACGGAUCACUACCGUGGCGGGCGCUGGUUAACCCUGCCGUGUAUCUGGCACGAAAUGGUUUUGAAGUUACCGAGGAUCUGGUAAGGUAUAUGAACAACGCCAUCGACGGCCCAAGGGGCAACUUUCUCGUGGAAGAUCCCAUAUGGUCUGAAGACUUUGCGCCAAAUGGGACUCUCCUUCAACUUGGAGAUGUCAUCACACGGAAACGAUAUGCCGACACAUUGGAGAAAAUCGGCAAGCACGGGGUCAACGUCUUCUACGAGGGCGAGCUCGCCGAGGAAAUGGUCAAGGUGACCCAAGAGACCAACGGGACACUCACACUGGACGACUUGAAGUCUUACAAGGCUCUGCCCAAACGAGCCAUUAGCAUCAACUUCCGCGACUUCAAGCUGUAUUCAACCGGUGCCCCCAGCUCCGGUGCCGUGAUGCUGAGCACGCUCAAGACCAUGGAACAGUACCCAGCCGCGGACCUAUCCGACACAAACCUGACGACGCACCGCUUCCUCGAGGCCAUGCGCUUCGCCUACGGCGCGCGCCUGGAGCUAGGUGACCCGGACUACCUGCCGAAUGUGGAAGGAUUCGAGGACGCGCUGCUGAGCAAACAGAACGCGCGCCAGAUCCGCGCCCGCAUCAACGACAGCAGCACGCUGCCCUUGGAGGAGUACGACCCGCGGGGCGAGUACGCAGCCGAGAGCCACGGGACAUCGCACAUCGUGGCGGCGGACGCGACUGGGCUGACGAUCUCGUCGACGACGACGGUGAACCUGCUGUUCGGGGCGCAGGUCAUGACGCCGCGCGGGGGAAUCAUCCUCAACGACGAGAUGGCCGACUUCAGCACACCCGGAGCGCGCAAUGUCUUCGGCUUUGCGCCGUCGCCCGCAAACUUCAUCCGCCCGGGCAAGCGCUGCAUGAGCUCUAUUACGCCCAUCAUCGCCGAGUUCCCCAACGGCACCGUCUUCUUUGUGACCGGCGCUGCCGGCGGGAGCCGUAUCAUCUCGUCCACCACGCUUACGGCAUGGCACCUGCUUGAGCACGGCCUGGACAUGCGCGCCGCGAUGGCCGAACCGCGAUUUCACGACCAGCUGAUCCCGAACCGCGCUGAGUUUGAGUGGACUUUUGAUAAUGGAACGGUGGGCGCCAUGGUCGAGAAGGGGCAUAACAGCAAGUGGGUGCGGCUGGGCGUGAGCGCCGUGCAGGGGAUCCAGCGGCUGUGGGAUGGGAGGUUCCUCGGCGUGGGAGAGCCUAGACAGAAGAACAGCGGCGGGUUGUCAAUCUAG
Diaporthe amygdali is the source of this 1518-nucleotide messenger RNA. RefSeq names its product gamma-glutamyltranspeptidase-like protein. Lineage: Eukaryota; Fungi; Ascomycota; Sordariomycetes; Diaporthales; Diaporthaceae. The transcript is spliced from 2 exons. Gene Ontology annotation, cellular component: plasma membrane. The record is from RefSeq and is a predicted model, not a curated record. Gene Ontology annotation, biological process: glutathione catabolic process. The coding region runs from base 1 to 1518 and encodes 505 amino acids. Gene Ontology annotation, molecular function: glutathione gamma-glutamate hydrolase.